Dunckerocampus dactyliophorus (ringed pipefish) is the source of this 3025-nucleotide messenger RNA. RefSeq names its product far upstream element-binding protein 3-like. The record is from RefSeq and is a predicted model, not a curated record. Gene Ontology annotation, biological process: regulation of gene expression. NCBI's taxonomy places the organism in Eukaryota, Metazoa, Chordata, Actinopteri, Syngnathiformes, Syngnathidae. Gene Ontology annotation, cellular component: cytoplasm; nucleus. The coding region runs from base 146 to 1762 and encodes 538 amino acids. Gene Ontology annotation, molecular function: mRNA binding. The transcript has 17 exons.
AUCGUCCUGAGAGCAAGAUCAGUCACUCGGUGCAUGAAAUAAGACACGGCUGUUCGGGACAACUAAAGAAGGGUUUUAUUUAAAUCUUGAAUAGCAGUACGAGACUUGAUCGUGUCUGUCGAGGAGUACACAUUCCACAUAGCUGAUGGUGGGCAAGAUGGGCGGCGACGGCGUGACGCACAUCAACAGCUCGGCAGGAAGCGGCGAGGCCUCCUCGCUCUACUUCGCCGGACAGAAGCGGGCCGGAGAGGACGCAGGUAAUCAGCUGGCAGCUGUGGGGCACCAACGGGUGAUGACAGAAGAUUACAAAGUUCCUGACAGGAUGGUGGGCUUCAUCAUUGGCAGAGGCGGAGAACAAAUCACCAGGAUCCAGUUAGAAUCAGGAUGUAAGAUCCAGAUUGCGGCUGACAGUGGAGGUCUGAUGGAGCGCCCGUGUUCCCUGACUGGGACUCCAGAGAAUAUCGAACAGGCAAAGCGGCUACUGGUCCAGAUCGUGGAGCGGUGUAGAAACGGUCCCAGUUUCCAUGGUGACGGGGAGGGCGGGGCCUUGGUGCAGGAGAUGUUGAUCCCAGCCAGCAAGGUUGGACUGGUGAUUGGUCGAGGAGGAGAAACCAUCAAACAGCUGCAGGAGCGUGCAGGAGUCAAGAUGAUGAUGAUCCAGGACGGACCGAUGCCAACGGGAGCUGACAAACCUCUCCGCAUCUCCGGGGACCCGUACAAAGUUCAGGCGGCCAAGGAGCUGGUGUUGGAGGUGAUCCGAGACAAGGACGCAGACUUCCGGUCGGGACGCAGUGACUUCUCUGCCCGGCUGGGAGGAACCAACUUGGACGUCCCCGUUCCCAGGUUUGCGGUCGGCAUCGUCAUUGGUCGCAACGGAGAAAUGAUCAAGAAGAUUCAAAAUGAUGCCGGAGUCCGGAUCCAGUUUAAAGCAGAUGAUGGCAUCAGUCCAGAGCGUGUCGCCAUGGUGAUGGGUCAGCCAGAGCGCUGUCAACAUGCAGUGCACCUCAUCAAUGAGCUCAUCCACACCGCUCAGGUACCGCACACACACACACACACACACACACGCGCACACACACACACACACACAGAGCAUGUGCACACCUUCUUCCUGUGUGUGCACACGCUUCAGGAGCGCGACGGAUUCGGCUCUGCACUGAGGAGUAGCAGAGUCAGAGGUCGUGGGGAUUGGGCGCUGGGAUCACCCGGGCCGCUGCAGGAAGUGACCUACACCAUUCCCGCCGACAAGUGCGGCCUGGUCAUCGGCAAAGGUGGAGAAACCAUCAAGAGCAUCAACCAGCAGUCUGGUGCGCACGUGGAACUGCAGAGGAACCCGCCCCCCUCUACUGACCCGAACACACGCGUCUUCACCAUCAGAGGCUCCGCCCAGCAGAUGGAGCACGCUCGCCAGCUCAUUGACGACAAGAUUGGGGGUUCCGGCAUCAUGAGUAACGGAGGUUUCGGCUUCAGUCCCUUCACUCAGGGCCCCGCCCACCAGAACUGCGGGGGCGCUCAAACCUUCCUGACGGGUGUUUGGGGCAACACGUACCAGACCGGCUGGCAGAACCCAGGACAGCAAGACCCUGGGCAGCAGAGUCAACCUGGCAACGUGAUGAGUGACUACAGUAAAGCAUGGGAGGACUACUACAAGAAACAAUCUCAGUCAUCCCAGCAGAGCUCGCUGCCUGACUACACGGCGGCGCUAGCAGAGUACUACCGCCAACAGCCGUACCUGUGGAACCCCGCCCAGAUCCAGGAUCACUAGACGCCCCUCCCACACCGGUGCUGUCGUCAAGGCAAUCUGCCACUGUCCCAGCGACGCUCCGCCUCCUUCCUUUUGUAGAGCAAGAUUAAGAGAAAACAGGAAGUGGUCUUCUGCUUUUAACCUCCAAAGUCGACGGUGUGUCCCACUUCCUGUUUGGCCUUUUUUUUUUUUUCCUCAACCUGAGCGUGGACACGUUUGAACAAACCUCCUUUGACAUCACGCUAGCAGUCUUGAUGAACUAAUUUGCAUUUAUUUUUUCUUUGAAGCAUGUGUCUUUUUUUUAUUUUGGCUGUUUGGAUGUUGUUGAUGUUUUACCUUGAGAGACAAAGACAUCUUUUUCUACAAAAUGUGCUCAUUUUACUUGUAGACUCGCCAUCUUGGACACGCUUUUUUGCUUCCUCUCUGUGGUCCAACACAACAUAGCACGUUAGCGUAGCAUCGCGCUACCUGUCUGGAUGAGCGCUAAGGAAAUCUUUCAUGCCAGAACUUUAGUGUGUGCUUGCGGUCAUGUGACCAAGGUGUUUUAGUUUGAACAUCCAUCCCUAAUUGACACAAUCGUUGGAUCAAUGAAUUAGCGGCAAAAGCUGGGUUGCCAUCUUGGAAGAACAUUCCUGAUCUUUCCCACUUUCAAGCUGCGUAGCAGUUAGCAUUUGUUCCUCUGCUAGCUAACUCGUUUGUACAUUAGCUAACAUUUUUUAGCUUUAUUCACCAUUAUGUUUUGUAGCUAGCUUUAGCCAAAGGCAGUGUUGUCCUGCUAGUUGCGCUACACACUGCUAACAUAGCAUUGUGUGUGCGUGCGUGUGUGUGUGUUGGACCACAGAGAAAGUGUGCGUGACCAUGGUGAUGAUGAUGAUGUGUUUGGGUUGAGGGGUCUAUUUAAAUGUUUGAAUAUUUCUUUGUUCACUAGCUACUAUGCUAACGCUAAGCGUACAUGUCGACUUCCUGAAGCUCCUCUGUUCUCAAGACUGCUAUGCUAACGCUAGCGCCUCCUGGCCGUGAAGCCGGUUAGCACGGCAACUAUAAGGCCAGGAGACAAAGGAUCGGAGUGGGCGGCAACCCCCGCCUUUCUGGUGUCAAAUCAGGACCGUACACGAGAGCCGUCCACGCCGUCUUAGUUCUUCUGAGCUCCGCCCCCUCGGUCGGAGGGUGUUUUGUUUUUUUUAACGGACGCUGGUCCAGAUGUAACCUGCAGAUGUUUCUAGAAGAUUCUAUUGACUGAUGAAGAUGAUGAUGAGGGCUAAUAAAGCGGCGCCUUCUUUCUGA